AUGGGUGGUUUCUCGCUUGCAGGACUGAAAGCGCUCAAAGGGCAGCAGCAGGCAGGGCGACUGAGAGGAGGGCACCGGCCAUGGCGAGACAUUCGGCUGGAGGAGGGAGAGACCGGCUUCUUCUACCGCACGACGCAGCGAGACGAUCCCCUCAUCGUGCAAGGUAGCGACCUCCAGGCAGCCGGAGAGCUACUGGGGGAUGACGGGCUGAAGGAUGAGGAGUAUCCGCCCGUCGGGUUCUUCCAUGCAGGACUAGCAGAGGCAGACCCUGACGUGUUCGCAUGCGUGCAGAAGGAGCGGGAGAGGCAGAGCGACAAGCUGCAGAUGAUUGCGUCGGAGAACGUCGUGUCGCAGGCGGUGCUGGAGGCCCAGGGCUCUGUGCUGACCAACAAGUACGCGGAGGGCUACCCGGGCAAGCGCUACUACGGGGGCUGCGAGCAUGUCGACGGCGUCGAGACGCUGGCGCAGCAGCGAGCCAAGGAGCUGUUCCAGUGCUGCUGGGCCAACGUUCAGCCGCACUCGGGUGCGCAAGCGAACCAGGCGGUGAUGCUCGCGCUGCUCGAGCCAGGUGAUGUCGUGCUGGGGAUGUCGCUAGCAGCGGGCGGGCACUUGACGCAUGGAGCUGGUCCGAACCUGUCGGGAAAGUGGUUCAAAGCCGUGCAGUACGGGGUAAGGGAGGACACAAACCUGAUCGACUACCAGGAGGUCGAGCAGCUGGCAAAGACGCACAAGCCGAAGCUGAUCAUCGCAGGAGGUUCGGCAUACGCGCGCAUCAUCGACUUCAAGAGGUUCAGAGAGAUCGCUGACGCUGUCGGUGCUGUCCUCCUCGUCGACAUGGCUCACUUCGCUGGGCUGGUUGCAGGCGGCUCGUACCCCUCCCCCUUCCCUCACGCCCAUGUAGUCACCAGCACGACCCACAAGGUGCUGCGAGGGCCGCGAGGAGGCCUCAUCCUCUCCAACGACGAGGAGCUCGGCAAGAAGAUCAACUCUGCUGUCUUCCCGGGGCUACAGGGGGGGCCUCUCAUGCACGUCAUCGCUGCCAAGGCCGUCUCCUUCCGUGAGGCGCUCAAGCCUUCUUUCCGCCAGUAUGCGCAUGCCGUCGUGAGGAACGCCAAGACUCUAGCGAAAGAGCUCGAGGAGGGAGGGCUGAAGAUGGUCUCCGGAGGAACUGAUUCACACCUCAUCCUCGUUGACUUGAGGCCUAAAGGUCUCACUGGAAAGGUGGCUGAGGCGAGCCUAGAGCGAGCAGGCAUCACCUGCAACAAGAACGCGAUUCCUUUCGACCCCGAGAAACCUUUCGUCACCUCCGGCAUCCGCCUGGGGACACCGACCCUGACGUCAAGGGGGAUGGGCUCCCAAGAGAUGUCGCUGGUCGGGCAGCUGAUCGUGCGGGUUCUUGAUGGACUAGCGGCCAACGGACCAGAGGGGAAUAAGGACGUGGAGGAGGAGGUGAGGGAGCACGUGAAGCUUCUCUGCCAGAGGUUUCCAGUCUACCCAAUGUGA
This is a messenger RNA of Guillardia theta CCMP2712, 1503 nucleotides long. RefSeq lists its product as hypothetical. The transcript is spliced from 6 exons. Bases 1 to 1503 code for a protein of 500 amino acids. The record is from RefSeq and is a predicted model, not a curated record. Lineage: Eukaryota; Cryptophyceae; Pyrenomonadales; Geminigeraceae. Gene Ontology annotation, molecular function: glycine hydroxymethyltransferase activity; zinc ion binding; serine binding. Gene Ontology annotation, biological process: tetrahydrofolate interconversion; L-serine catabolic process; folic acid metabolic process. Gene Ontology annotation, cellular component: cytoplasm; cytosol.